AUGGCCGACCGAGAAACAUACAAGACCAUUGAGGCUUGGCAAGAACUUGAUGAUAAAGUGGGGAAGAUCAUCCAAGAUGACACUGGUAAAGAAAUUUGGAUCGCCAAUAGAGCCCUUCCUCCCACUGGCUAUCUCCCGGCCAUGACCCCAGACAGCAUUGAGAAGAUCAAAAAUCUGAGUGACGAUCUUAUUGUCAAAGAAGUCGAGGAUUGA
Penicillium daleae is the source of this 213-nucleotide messenger RNA. RefSeq lists its product as uncharacterized. The record is from RefSeq and is a predicted model, not a curated record. The coding region runs from base 1 to 213 and encodes 70 amino acids. The transcript has 4 exons. NCBI's taxonomy places the organism in Eukaryota, Fungi, Ascomycota, Eurotiomycetes, Eurotiales, Aspergillaceae.